AUGCCCGACGGGGGCAUGUCCGACAGCCUUUCCGCAUCAGCAAAGGUCUCACCUACCAACGGCAGAAGCCCAGACAGUUCGCGAAGGGGAUCCAACUCAACCUCAAAAGACGCACAGCGCCCAUCCAGCCUAACUCGCAUUUCGAAGACCAACAGCGGCCCUCCCACGCCAGACACCCCGGAAUUCUUUCGUGUCACUCGGAAGCGCGGUGUAGCAUCUAUCAUCGCCGAAGACAAGAACGACGAAGCCGACACCAAGUCCCCCAGUCACAGCCGAGGCGGCUCUGGGGAUUCGAAGACUUCAGCUUUCAUCCUUUAUCGUCAACAUCAUCAAGCAGUUGUCGCGACCCAGCAUCCUCGACUGUCCAAUCCCGAGAUCUCCAAGAUCAUUGGCCACAAGUGGAAAGCCCUACCUGAUACCGUCAAGGACGAGUGGAAGUCGUUAGCGGAAGAAGAAAAGGUUCGUCAUCAGCAACAGUAUCCGAAAUACAAGUUCCAACCUCGCCGUAACGGUCGACGAGGAAGUCUGUCAGAAGACCCCAAAUCAGCGUCUAGCGAGAAGUACCGCUGCAACAAGUGCGGCGGUCGCACCAUCGUGUCGCCCUCUGCUCCACCCCCAGCGGCCGCGCAACAACAGCGCGCGCCCGUGUUGCCUCCAACCACUCCCACUUCAACUGUCACACCAGUUUCACGUUUCCUCCCGACAAUGAACAACCUCAGCCUGCAGUCGCCGGGAAUGCGCCGCGCACGACCCAUUCCUCCCCACAUGGCGGGGAUCCAUGUGCCGAGUCCGCGCGAUUAUAUGGAGACCGACAUGCUCAGCCCCAUGUCCCCAGAAGCCAAGCGUCGACGUUUCAAUUCGUAUGCGCAGGCUUCAGCACGUCCAGGCAGUGGUGGGAACCUGCCGUUCUCAGCACAGAACCGCCGUGAGUCGCUGCCGCGGAUGGAUCAAGUGCUGAGAUCGCCUGCUCCAGGCACGAUGGCGCCGCCGCCGCGCCCAGUCGACGCCAGACAGCCAAGCGGCGGCGACCUCACUCUGCCGCCUUUGCAGACUGGCAACGACCAAAGCAGGAGCGUAGAGGCGAUGGUGAUGAGCAUGUCGUAUCUGGGGAAGGUGAAGGUACUAGCCAAGAUCACUCCACCACUGAAGACUCCCGGACCCACGAGUCCGGCCAGCGCUGUCAGAGGUGCGAUUGUAGCGAUUGAGGGCGAAGAUGUGACCGCAGUCCAGCAUCUGGUGAAGUGGCUGGAAGACUUCCUGAACAAGAGCGGAGACUGCAACGCCAAAGCUGCUCUGGCGCCCAAGAGACCCGCCCCAGACCAGAAGAAGGUGUCUCUCAGUGACUAUCUUGCUGUGAUUGGGGAGUGGCAUGGCAAGAGCAAGGAGAUGAUCGAGUUCAUCACCACGCCUACGCAAGCUCACGACAGCGACGUGGAGGAGGGCGAGAUCGAAACGGAGAAGGAGUCCAAGCCAAUCGACCUGGCAACUAUACCGGUCGUCGUUCUCCCGACGUACCAGCUUCGUGCUUCGGACGUCUAUGCGUCGCGCAUACCCAUUGCGGACGCUUACUCGCCGGCGGAUCAUUGGCAGUGGAUGGCUACCUUGUGGCGGGGCAUCGUUGGCCCAGAUAUCACGAUCUACAUCAAGGACUCAUCUCCUGAGGAGCUUGGCAGAGAGAAAAUCGUGGAUGUGAGGGAGGACUGUGGAUGUGUUGUUGUGAGGAAGGAGAAGGGUAAGAGCAAGAUUGAGGAGAGGGCGCUGAGAAGGAUGGGCUUUGAGGUUGGCGAGUGGAUCCGGGGGAUCAACUCGGGGAAGGUGGAGGGCCGCUGA
Messenger RNA from Coniosporium apollinis CBS 100218, 1830 nucleotides. RefSeq lists its product as uncharacterized. The record is from RefSeq and is a predicted model, not a curated record. The transcript is spliced from 3 exons. Gene Ontology annotation, molecular function: RNA polymerase II cis-regulatory region sequence-specific DNA binding; DNA-binding transcription factor activity, RNA polymerase II-specific. Bases 1 to 1830 code for a protein of 609 amino acids. Lineage: Eukaryota; Fungi; Ascomycota; Dothideomycetes. Gene Ontology annotation, biological process: cell differentiation; negative regulation of transcription by RNA polymerase II; anatomical structure morphogenesis.